CGUCAUUCAAUUGAUCAUGGAACAUCCACCCCCUAUCUUUCAUGAAGCCAUGAUUGCAACACACUUCCGUAUACCCAAUUACAGCCAAUCGGCUGAUCCUUGAUAUUGCAUAACAGCGUAUGUCGUGCAACGCUACUUACUUUCCUCUGUACUAUUCUGCCACUAAGCCUGCGCAUGUUCGAAUCAUCGGUCUCUUCUAUCCUUGCCCCCACGGUGUCUAAGUGAUCUUGCCUCCAAAGCUUUGUUUUUCAUGCCUAACCGAUUCAAAUACGGAGCCGUGCUGAUUGUGGAUAGGUUAUUGUCGCAUUACAUUCACGUCUAUGUUCUAACUCCAGCCCGUCUACCCCCACUUCUUCGAGCGAUCCGCGCCGCAUUAUUUCCUAAUAAUGCUCCAGGCGUGUCGAGCCUUAAGCCCCCCUCAUCCGGUGAGCAGUUAGCUGCUUUGCGUCGCAGAUGCGCUAGUGCUCUUUGGGGGCUUCUUCCGAGCGCGGUGGGCGAGCGAUAUUACGGCACAAACAAUUGGGCUUGGUCCGGUGUGAAAGCUGACACCACUAUUAGUGAGAAUGUAAAUCCACGGGCUGGCCGGCUGAAGAGAAACAGUAGUAUUUUGAAUCAUAGCUCCGCUCCCAAUGUCAGUGGCACCGACGCGGGCCUUCCACAUGCGUCUUCUGAUUGCAAUCGCCCCAUGAUGCUAAAUGAUGCAACGUUGUCUUCACAGCCUGGAAGGCAGGAGCACGGACCCAACGAAUUUGUUCAGACUCUUGCAGAGCAUGACAGCGAAAAUGAGGAGAGGAUUUUGUGCGAGAUUGAGACGGGCAUUGUGGACAUCUUCUCAGAUGCCUAUUGUAAUAAGCAUCUGAUAUAUGGAAUUCUAGAGCUCGUCCUGGUCCGCCUUGUUCCCGAACUCGCUGAAAAAGGUGUCGGUGAGCUCUGGGAGGAAAGACUUCACUAGACAUGAUUCGCCAUUCAUAGUUUGAUACCCAGUUUUGUUCCUAUCUCUCUUCCACUAGAUUUUCAAUAAUUCGUGACUAUCUUUAACAGAAGUAUCACACUUGGCUUACAUAAACUCCUCCCAGACGGAAUUGAUGGUAAAGAUGUAAAUCUCUUCGAAGUUCUUCUCUAUCUAUCUUUGCGGACCAAAUGUGUACGUCUUGUCGUCUUUUUCCAAGAUGAUUCACCGAAGCAAGGCACUCUCCCCGAGGAUUUUAUUGAAAAGAGAAGC
This is a messenger RNA of Xylaria bambusicola, 1222 nucleotides long. RefSeq lists its product as uncharacterized. The record is from RefSeq and is a predicted model, not a curated record. The coding region runs from base 251 to 952 and encodes 233 amino acids. NCBI's taxonomy places the organism in Eukaryota, Fungi, Ascomycota, Sordariomycetes, Xylariales, Xylariaceae. The transcript has a single exon.